GGUACUGUCAUGUGUCAGCAUCAGUGAUGGUUUAGUUUAAAGGGUAUACGUAAACAAAACAAACAGUUCUUGUAAUUUUUUACAAGUGGUUAUCUUUCUUUGUGUGUGUGUUAUCACUUGCCACAUAUUUUUGGUUUUGCGAGUCUAUCUAGCUGAGUAAUGUGAUAGUAAUAUGAAAUAUCUUUAUUGAACGUUGCGGUCUGAAGCUAAACAAAAACUAAUACUACACUAUAGUGUUUAAAGGUUAAUAAUGAAUUUUUAAUUAACAAAUUAUUACAUAAUUUUAUCAAUAUCGAAUAGGAAAUUCUCAGUGGUUCGUUGCCGGAUGCAUUAGUUUAAUUGAAAAAGGAGGAUGAGCAGAAUACGUUGAUAACGUCAAAUUCGUGAUUUGCCAGGUCGGCCUUUAAUCUUAUAAUUUCCAUUAUUUUGAACAAGUAGACUGAUGACUGUUGAAAUGGUAGCAGAUAUGUCAGUACUGUAUUUACUGACCAUUAUUGUGUCUUGUAUACUUGUUAUCAAUUACUUUGUUAUUAAGCAAGUGAGGAAGUGUCGGGUGAGAAGAACUGGAGGUCUGACAGUCGGGAUAUUUCAUCCAUAUUGUAAUGCGGGUGGCGGUGGAGAGAAGGUGUUGUGGUGUGCGAUACGUGCUCUACAACAGAAGUAUGACAACGUGGACAUAGUCGUAUAUACAGGAGACAUUGAAGUUACACCAGAUGAGAUACUGAACUUGGCUGCACGAAGAUUGAAUACACCUUUACCGCGAAGUGUCAAAUUCAUCUACCUCCAGACUAGGAGCCUGGUAGAGGCGGGGAAAUAUCCUGUGUGUACCCUACUAGGGCAGAGCCUAGGGUCUGUGGUGUUGGGCGCCGAGGCCAUGUGGCGUUAUCUACCAGAUGUGUACAUUGACACGAUGGGUUAUGCCUUCACACUGCCUCUGUUCUCAUGGAUCGGGGGAUGCAAAGUGGGCUGCUAUGUGCACUACCCCACCAUUACCUCUGACAUGUUGCGGAGGGUAUCUGAUCGUAUCGAGGCCCACAACAACCGAGCCGUGUUCGCACGUAGUCCUACACUGACAGCUAUCAAGCUGCUCUACUACCGAGCAUUUGCCUGGCUGUACAGAACAGCCGGAGGCUCGGCUGACAUUGUGAUGGUCAACUCCAGCUGGACCAAGGGUCAUAUAUUGGACUUAUGGCAAAGACAGGACACCACUCACCUGGUCUAUCCUCCUUGUGACAUUUUACCUCUCAGGCUGCUGGACCACAGAGAAACCGAUGAAGUGCGUAUUGUGUCUCUGGGUCAAUUCCGUCCAGAGAAGGACCAUCCACUACAAGUUAGAGCUUUCCAGAUUGUCAAAUCCAAAGUCUCUCCUGAUGUCUGGUCCAAGGUAAAGUUGGUGUUGAUUGGUUCGUGUCGAGAUGCCCAGGAUGAGGCUAGAGUGGAGGCCAUCAGGCAGCUGGUAGAGGAUUUAUCUGUCACCAGCAAUGUAGAGUUCAAGGUGAACAUCUCUUUUGAUGAGCUGAAGGAGCAGUUCUCGCUAGGCACCGUAGGACUGCAUACCAUGUGGAAUGAGCAUUUUGGUAUCGGUAUAGUUGAGUGUAUGGCAGCUGGUCUGGUAAUGCUUGCACAUCGCUCUGGCGGUCCCAAGCUGGAUAUUGUGGAAGAGGAGGAGAGCAGCCGCACAGGAUUCCUGGCUGAGACUGCUGAGGAGUAUGCUGAUGUGAUUGUGCGGAUCAUUAACACACCCAGCAAUGAGCUGGACAACAUACGCAAAGCUGCUAGGAAAUCUGUGGAAAGGUUCUCAAUUGACAGUUUUGAAGAAAAGUUUUUAUCUGUUAUAAAUCCAUUGCUGGAAACCAAAAAGACAAACUAAUCAAGAUAGACUUAUUUCUAUCAUCAUGAAAUUUGACUGUGAUUUUGGAUAGAAGUAAGUUAUUCCAAUUUGGAACAUGUAAUGUUAAUAUUUUUAAUCUGUUAUUUAUUGUACAUUUAUUUAAGUAUCAUUAAAAAAGAGGGUGAAAAUAAAUAGUUAUAGCAAUUA
This is a messenger RNA of Homalodisca vitripennis (glassy-winged sharpshooter), 2038 nucleotides long. It is a transcript of the gene Alg11, whose product is annotated as GDP-Man:Man(3)GlcNAc(2)-PP-Dol alpha-1,2-mannosyltransferase. Bases 443 to 1870 code for a protein of 475 amino acids. The record is from RefSeq and is a predicted model, not a curated record. Gene Ontology annotation, molecular function: GDP-Man:Man(3)GlcNAc(2)-PP-Dol alpha-1,2-mannosyltransferase activity. Gene Ontology annotation, cellular component: endoplasmic reticulum membrane. NCBI's taxonomy places the organism in Eukaryota, Metazoa, Arthropoda, Insecta, Hemiptera, Cicadellidae. Gene Ontology annotation, biological process: protein N-linked glycosylation. The transcript is spliced from 11 exons.